Brassicogethes aeneus is the source of this 1827-nucleotide messenger RNA. Lineage: Eukaryota; Metazoa; Arthropoda; Insecta; Coleoptera; Nitidulidae. The record is from the annotation of a GenBank genome assembly.
AUGCCGAUUAACGUUAAGAUAUCCCUUUGUAAAAUUACCGCAGCAAGCAAACUCUUCCAAAGGAACUACUACCUGCCACUACUAAAACCCUUAUCUCCGAAAGAUGCACUUCGUCGAAAGAUCAUCACCGGUCAAAACGUGUUGGGAAAUCGCACCGAGCAUUACAUACCGGUACUAAAGAAAGAAGAGGAAAAAAGCACUGAUAGAAAACGUCGAGGAAAAGGAGUGCCUGUAAUUAAAAAACGUUGCAAAAGAAAGGAAAAUGAAAGAUACGUGGAGCCGUUCUUCGACGAGAAUAUGGAAAAUCAUAAUCUUUUGCAAGUCCUGCUUAGAAGAAAACCGAAGGGAAAGAACAAGUAUAUUUAUGAAGUUCCCGACAAAAAAUGCACUUUGGUUAUUUCGGCGCAAAUGGAGAAGGCGCUUAAAGAUAGAGAUAUCGUUGAUAUUAUAAUUGCCCAAAGAAGCGAAAAGAUAGUGGUCAAGCUACAAAAUGGAACCAGGGUAACCUUGCCUCUAGCAAGUUACCAAGAUUAUGAUACUCUUUAUCGUGGCAGCGGCUGGACAAAGGAGUUUGCAGAGCAAGAGCAUCACCAUGGAAAAGAAACAAUGUCAAUUGCUAAAUUGUUUGAGGCCAAAGAGUCCGGUGUUGAAGAAUGGGAACUGGAAAUGAUGAGGAUGGCCAACAAACGCAAGAAGAAGCACAAGGGAGAAGACAACAAGGAUUGGAAGAAUAUGCUUUCAGGAUGCGUGGAAAAUAUGGAUUGGGACAAGUUUGAAGAGGAUACCAAGCAAAUUGUUGACGAACAGGAAGAAAUUGUCACUGAGGAGGAUAUUCCGAUGGCCGUGGACGAUAUGGAGAAAACCACCAACGUCGCCGAAAAAUUGAAGCAAGGUGGAUCCGCUGUAUUAGACCAGUUGCCUGUAAUGAAGGAAAUUCCCGAGGUCAUUAAAAUAUUAGAAACUGGAGAUAUGUGCGAAAUAUCUAACGUAUCCGGCGUUAAAGUUAACAUGUCAAGCGGAAAAGUUUGUUUUGUAACCGGCCAAUUGGUUAAAUCCGACGAAUCCGAGGUAUUUGUUCCUGGUCAAACAGUAAUAAUUGAAGAUGGUUCAAAAGAAUACACACCUGGUAUAACAAUCCUGGAUAAUGGAGAGCCCACCUUGAUACCUGGGUUGGUGAUGGGCGAGGAACAGACCAAUGCCAUGUUUUUGCCGGGCGAUUCAAAGAUCACGGAUGGAGGCCAAUUAAAAUUCGAAGCCACUGACGGAGAUAGGGGGCGUAGAGCUCCCUCUCCCUCUCCCCCUCCCCCACCAAAGCCCAAAAAGGAAGAAGAAAUUGUCAUCAAGCGUAGAGUUAUUGCCGAACCUGAAGAAGAGCCAGUUCGCAAAGAACGUGUCAGAAAGCGAGAACCAAUCGUAAUGUCCCGUCCACUGACUCCACCAAGAGAAGUCUAUAAACCAGCAAGGACACCGCUGGACGAUCAGAUCGACGCGAUGGAAGAAGAAAGGAAAAGAAGAGAAGCAGAAGAACGAAAAAGGCAAAAGGACAGAAUGGAAGAGAAAAUUUUGAAGGAAGAAUCCAAGGUCGACACUUUAAGAUUAGGCAUCCGUAAAAAGUUGAAAGAUUUUAAAAUUGAAAAACCAAAAGAGUACGUGCCAGUGGAUCCAGUGAAAAAGACACAAAAGCUUGAAGAAAUGGAGCAGAAAAUUAGGAAAGGUACGUUUUUUGAAGACGACAAGACCAAAGAGAUUUUGGAGAGGGCAAGAAUGUCGAUGAGGCAGAGUGCAAUGAGUUCCUUCGGAGGCGACUUCGGCCGCGGUCGAUUCUAA